Molecule: messenger RNA, 2179 nt
Organism: Capsella rubella
Lineage: Eukaryota; Viridiplantae; Streptophyta; Magnoliopsida; Brassicales; Brassicaceae
Product: mitogen-activated protein kinase kinase kinase 3
Exons: 12
Coding region: 219-1949 (576 amino acids)
Biological process (GO): protein phosphorylation
Molecular function (GO): ATP binding; protein kinase activity
Source: RefSeq, a predicted model, not a curated record
CUCUAGAAUGGCCUUCACCGAUACUAUCGCUGGUGAAAUUGCGACGGAGCUCUAGAAGCAGCUCUGUGUGAUAUCUACAAAAGCAUGGAGAUACAAAAACACCGCAGAUCGACUCAUCACCUUGAUCAACAUCAUUCAACCGAUGAUCCAGGAGAUCCAGUACAGCGGCGUGGAGCUACCUGCUCACCGCCAGGCUCAAAUCCGUAUCAGAGAAAGGCAUGAAACUCACCGGAAAAGUCCUAAGCUCUCGUCAAUGGAAUUUAUAUCGACAGAUAACUCUAGCGGCGAAAAUGGAAAAGCUCGAGAAGACAGUUUAUAGUUUCCUUAACGCUGGGAUUUUUACACACGUCCUUGUUGACCUUAAUGGCCUUCGGGCGGAUUACAAUGUCCGGCUUGACCGUCUUGGUAGAAUUGAAGCCAUCUCUUCUACUUAUGAAGCAGGUCCUAGUGGUACUGUUGCUAAUUGGGAAUAUACUGAAUCGACACGUUCCCAGACUAUUGGAGAUUUUAGUAGCAAUUCGGAGAAUAUGGUGCUAGUCAUGUCUUGGCUUAAUAGUCAACUUCAGCACCAUAAUAUCAUGUCUUCUUCUGGUUCCGAUUCCGGCUCGACUUUUUCCUUGGUGACUCCUUCUCUGGAGUUCCCGGAUCGCAUCAGUUUCCGGGAAAUAAAUUUGAGUAAACGCAUUUCAGAAGAUGGGGACUUCUUUGCUAUCACUGAAGUUUCAAAUCUUGCUCAGGGAAGUCAGGCACAAGAAUGCAUACAACAACUUGAAGGGGAGAGUGCACUACGUAGUCCGCUUCAGCAACAUAAUAUCAUGUCUUCUUCUAGUUCCUCUGUGAAUUCCGAAUCGACUUUUUCCUUGGUGACGCCCUCUCUGGAGUUUCCAGAUCGCAUCAGUUUCCGGAAAAUGGAUUUGAGUGAAGCAGGCCCUAGUCGAACAAAACGCAUUCGGGAAAAUAGUAAAUCAACAAGUUCCAAGUUGAUCGAGACUGAAAAUUUUGGCAAUCAGGAUGAUAUGGAACUAGCCACGCCUUGGCAGAAGGGUCAACUUCUGGGACGAGGAUCAUAUUGCUCUGUGUACGAAGCCUUUUCAGAAGACGGGGACUUUUUUGCUAUCAAGGAAGUUUCACUUCUUGAGCUGGGAAGUCAGGGACAAGAAUGCAUACAACAACUUGAGGGGGAGAUUGCACAACUUAGUCAGCUACAGCAUCAAAAUAUUGUGCAAUAUCGUGGCAUAACCAAGGACGCUUCAAAUUUGUACAUUUUUCUUGAGCUUGUAUCCCAAGGGUCUCUUCUAAAACUCUACCAAAGAUACCAGCUUCGGGAUUCUGUAGUUUCCUUGUACACAAGACAGAUUCUUGACGGUUUGAAAUUUCUCCACGAUAAAGGUUUUUUUCACAGGGACAUCAAAUGUGCAAAUAUAUUGGUGGACACUAAUGGCUCUGUCAAACUUUCAGAUUUUGGAUUGACAAAGGUGUCAAAGUUAAAUGACAUUAAGGCCUACAAGGGAACUCCAUUUUGGAUGGCUCCGGAGGUUGUUAACACCAAGGGUAAUGAUGAGUAUGGAAGUCCAGCUGAUAUAUGGAGCCUUGGGUGCACUGUGUUGGAGAUGUUGACUAGAAAGAUCCCUUACUCGGAUUUAGAACCGAUUCAAGCCCUGGUUAGGAUCAGAAAGGGUAUGCUUCCGGAGAUACCUGAUACUCUAUCACAAGAAGCUCGUCAUUUCAUACUUAACUGUCUCAAAGUGAACCCGGAUGAGCGACCAACUGCAACUAAACUGCUGAACCAUCCAUUUUUGAGACAGCCGUUACUAUCCUCGGGGUCAGGAGACUCAGUAUCUCCGCUUAUUCGUAGGUGUAACCAAAAGAUUUAUGAGGGAGCUGAACCCUUAGAAACUAUUGGGGGAGACACGAGAUAUGAUUCCUGUUUACACGUUCGGUUUGGGUAAGAGCUAAACUCCUUGGAGACAUAUCUAUAGGUAGUUCAUGUCUCAUUCCAUGGUUAUUUGUUGUAAGUUGUGUGUUGGGCUUAUUUUUAAAAUUUGAAGAGCCUUAAUUUGAUUUAGAGUUUUGGGUGUAUGCAUGUUAAUCCCAUACCAUGUUUAGUUGGUUCUUGUAUAUAGUUCCUGCUUGUUGUAACUGUGUACACAUGCAUACACUAUAAUUUAACAAAAACUUG